Molecule: messenger RNA, 912 nt
Organism: Trifolium pratense (red clover)
Lineage: Eukaryota; Viridiplantae; Streptophyta; Magnoliopsida; Fabales; Fabaceae
Product: ctenidin-1-like
Exons: 2
Coding region: 69-551 (160 amino acids)
Source: RefSeq, a predicted model, not a curated record
GAUCACUAUAAAUAGUUGUUGAUUGUAUUUAUAUUAGACUACAAUAUACUAUAUAUUAAUUGAUCAAGAUGAAAAUCAAGAAUUAUAUCAUCAUGUUCUUUCUUUGUGCGCUAAUUCUUAUCUCUGUUGUGGCAACUGAGUCAUUCAAAGAUGAGAAUAAAUUUGGCGCAACAGAAGAAUCCAAAACAAAAAUUAGGACAGAUGGUUGGAAAUGGGAAGACUUGGGAAACUGGGGAGGAUGGGGAUUAGGAGAAAAUGGAGGUCGGGGAGACAAAGAAGGUGGCCACGGCCGAAGCGGAAAAGACAAAGAUGGGAAAUGGGAAGACUUGGGAAACUGGGGAGGUUGGGGAUUAGGAGAAAAUAGAGGUCCAGGACAAAAAGAACGUGGAAAUGUACAGGGAGGAAGUGCACAAGCAGAAGGUGGAACUGGAAAAGAAAGAAAGGGCCACAGAAGUAGAUUUUCUAAUGGAGAUUCGAUAAAUUUGGGACAUUAUGGAGGUUGGGGAAGUGGCUUAAGAAGCGAAAAUGGAGGGCGUAGGAGACGCCCAUGAAAACCAUGAAUAAGGAUCCUCUCAAUUUCCCCAAAGAAAUGAUAUUGUCUAUUACCAUAGUUUUGAAAUAAAUAAGGAUAUAAAUGCAGAUCUUUCGAGAAUUGUUGAUAUUAUUUAAAUAUGUAUACACCAAAAUUUUAGUAAUUGUAGUUUUCAUUUCUUUGGAGAAAUGGAGAGGAUCCCUACUGGAAAACUAUACACACAUCCAUAUGUUGUAUACUAUAGUACAGUAUGUAAAAUAAAAACUCUCUACCUUACUACAUGGUAUGGUCUAUAAUAUGAUGAACAUAUUUACCAAAAUUCAUAUGUUUUUCACUGAUAUACUUAAAUGAAACUAUUUAUAUUAUCACAGUUAAAUGAA